CCUCUCUGUGAUAGAGUUCUUUUGCUUCUGGCUCACCGUCUGCCAUCCCUUCCCAAUCUUCACCAUUGAAAUGCAGAACCGUUGCUCUUCGUCGGCGUUUAGCGCCAACCAGAUUUGGCCGUCGCAGUUGUAGUUUCUCCUGCCGCCGGGAUUUCUCUUCUCCGGCCUUCCCCACGGGUUUUUGUCGCCAUGGCUCCGGCGCGUAAAAGGGGAGCAAACCGCGCGAAGGCGAAUCAGUUGAGUUUGGGAGAUCUGGUCCUCGCCAAGGUUAAAGGUUUUCCUGCCUGGCCUGCUAAGAUUAGUCGGCCUGAAGAUUGGGAACGAACUCCUGAUCCUAAGAAAUACUUUGUGCAAUUCUUUGGGACUGCUGAAAUUGCAUUUGUUGCUCCAGCUGAUAUUCAGGCAUUUACUAAUGAAGCAAAGAGUAAAUUGUCGGCUCGAUGUCAAGGUAAGACUGUUAAAGAUUUUGCCCUUGCUGUCAAGGAGAUAUGUGAAGCUUUUGAAGAAUUACAGCAAAAGAAAGCAAGUGCUUCUGGUGAUGAUACUGAUAAAACUGCUCCUGGCGAUGUUGCUUCAUCAAUUGAUGGUGGAGAGGUUGAGUUAAAUGAUCUGAAUCAGACAGUUGGACAGAAAGAAAACAUUAGUAAUGAGGCCUCAGGCAAUGAACUGUAUGGACUUGAACGAUGUUCACAUGGGGUGGGUGAGACUGAGACGAAGGAUAUAAAGCCUAGUAUCUCAUGUAACUCAGAGACUGGUUCAUCUCCAGUCAUAUCUAUUAAGAAAAGGGGCAAAACAUCCAGCAAUAGCACAUGUUUACCAAAGAAAGAGGUAAUGCUUGUAUCCAGACCUGAUAAUCCUUUCUUGUCUAAAGAAGCAUCUAGUAAUAGGGCUGGAGAUGGUGGAGAAUUCCAUCCUGAUCAUGCCAAUGUAGAGACUCAUUUGAAAAUAUUAAGUGCUAGUAGAAGCAGUCCUCUCCUUAAUCAUAAAGGAGAUUCUUUUAGUGGUCAUGUUGAUAAUAGUGAUAGUUCCCCACUCUUAGUUGUUUCAGUUUCGGCGAAGCCAUCUGCUGCUGGGCAGAGGGCAAAAGGGGUGGUUACUGUAUCAAAAAGGAGGCGGGAUGGUCCUGUGAAUGUACAGAAAAGGACAAGUUCAACUGUAAAAUCAGUGAAGCUUGAUGACCCUUGUAGUAAUAAUGAUCUCCCUGAUUCGGAAGAACAUUUGAAAGAUGGGGUUGAAAGCAAAGUUUCUCCUUAUGACAGCGCAAGGGAAUCAUCUCCAGAUGGAUUGAUGUCAGAUUCAGGUGUCAGCAAUAAAAAGAAGGUCAAAGCAUUGCCAAAAGUUAAGAAACAUUUCAUGGGAGUUGAUAACUCACUUGGACUUCAUGAAAUUAGCAAGGGUACUUUAGACAGAUCUGAGGUGCUAGGCAAGGAUGAACUUUUUCUGUUGGGAGAUCACAGGAAAAAGAGGAGUCAAUUUGAACAUGGAAAGCAUAAGUUGGCUCCUACUGAAGAUUCACGUCCUGCCAAGAGAUCAAAGCAUGUAGAUGUGGCUGAUGGAAGAACCCAGAAAUUACCUUCGAAAAGCAGGAGUGAAUCUCCAUGUCCUGCUGUCAUUGAUGAUGCAGAAGAUAAACAUGGGGAGAGCAAAACAUCAACAUCAUUUAUGAAGGCAGAAGAUCAUCUGGCACUGAAUGGUGAAACAUUUAGUAAUGGGAUGAAUUUACCUGGUGAUGGAGCUGUUCUACCCCUAGUGAAGCGCCGUCGUCGGGCAUUGGAGGCAAUGUCUGAUUGUACAACUCAAACUGUCAGAGGCAUAAUGAAUAAACAACCUAAUUCCCUUAAGAAUGAUGUGUCUGGUUCUGAUAAUGAUAGCUCUCCUGUCAUGCAGGUUCACUCAAAAUGGAAAUCGGUUUGUCGAUUUGAUGAUGAGGAUGAAAAACUAAGAGAUUUGGUUGAUGGAGAGGUUUCCAGUAAUUUGAAUGGGCCUUUGUUUGUGUCAGAUUCUGUUGAUGACACUGAAACACAUCUUGAAAGUUCCAGUUAUGAUCAUCUAAAUAUCAGAAAUGCUGAAGAUGAUGAUUUUGAUUCGACUCGACUUGAGGAUAACCCUUCCAAGGUUGGAGAAUCAUCUAACGAAGUUCUAAAUGAAGCUUUGUCACCCCACAUGAAGAAAACUGAAGAGAAGGGGGCAAAAAGGUCGAUGGCAGCUCAUGUAUAUUGUAGUCCCCAGAAACUAGAAUGCCAUAAAUUGUCCAUGAAGGGUGGUAAGCCUAUCUUGGCUUCACCUAAAGACUCCCAUGGUUUGGCUACUGCAAUCAAGCAAGAUGAAUAUAAAGCCAUCAAGCCCCAGAGUAAAGCAUCUAGUACUCCUACAUUGAGAAAGGCUCAUGCUGGGUCUUCUAAAGCCUCUAUUCCAGUUUCUGAUGCUUUAAAUCAUCUUUCUAAACAAACCAAAGGUGAAAAGAACAUGCCUACAGUUGCAGUUACAGCAGAGAAAUCAAAAGUUACUUCUAAAACUAAUUUACAUGUGACCGCAUUUGCCGUUUCAGCUGACCAAUAUUUGGAGAAUAAUUCUCUGCUUCCUGAGCGAGUGGAAGUUUCCAGUGACAAGUCUGUUGGUUCAGUGGUAGAUUCCAAGUUUGCGGACUCUGUUACAUCUAUGAAGCAUCUUAUUGCAGCUGCUCAGGCAAAAAGAAGACAAGCUCAAUCGCAGUCCGUCUCUCAUGAAAGUCUCAUCCCUCCAUUUAUUUCAUCUGCUUCUAUAGAUCGGGGUAGGAGUCCCAGCCCUCCUUUAGUUCAUCCCUUUAUGUCUGUCACUAGCAAUGUUACGCAAAAGGAUGCAAAGGGAUUACAUUCUCACACAUCCUUACGUUCUCCUCCUUCUCAUGCUCAUCAAUUUGCAUCACAACAUCACUUUGAUUCUGAAGACCACGAAGAGAGAAGAGUUAGUUCUGGACAUUGGGCCUCUGGGGGGUCAUUGAGUGGUGGUACUGAGGCAGCUGUUGCACGUGAUGCUUUUGAGGGAAUGAUAGAGACAUUAUCAAGGACAAAAGAAAGUAUUGGACGAGCGACCCGUCUUGCCAUUGACUGCGCCAAGUAUGGCAUUGCCAGUGAGGUUGUGGAACUUCUCAUCCAAAAGUUGGAGAAUGAGCCUAGUUUUCAUCGUAGAGUGGACCUGUUCUUUCUUGUUGAUUCUAUUACACAAUACUCACAUAGUCAUAAAGGAAUUGUGGGAGCCUCGUACAUUCCCACGGUACAAGCUGCACUGCCACGUUUAUUGGGUGCUGCUGCUCCACCUGGUGCUGGUGCUCGUGAAAACCGUCGUCAAUGUCUUAAGGUUCUGCGACUAUGGAUUGAGCGGAAAAUUCUUCCUGAAUCACUUCUUCAGCAUUUCAUGAAUGAUAUUGGUGGCUCAAAUGAUGAUAUAGCUGCUGGAUAUUUUCUUAGACGUCCAUCUCGUGCUGAGCGUGCUGUAGAUGAUCCAAUUAGAGAAAUGGAAGGGAUUCUUGUUGAUGAGUAUGGGAGCAAUGCAACUUUCCAGUUGCCUGGCCUUUUAUCCACUAAUGUAUUUGAAGAUGAAGAUCUUUCCAGCAGUUUAUGCAAAGAAACUGGUAUUGAAUCACUAGUGGAACCAUCCAAUGCUUUAGAAGAGCCAGAAACAUGUGCAGUUACUCCAAGUGACAGAUGCCACUGCAUUUUGGAGGAUGUGGAUGGUGAGCUUGAAAUGGAAGAUGUUUCUGGAUCCCCAAAGGAUGGCAGGACCAGGGGUGGAAACAAUUCUUUUGAACUGAAUUUACAACGACAGACUAAAGAUGGAAUUUUGAAAUCAUGUUCAGAUAAUCUUUCUGAGCUUCCGCCUUUACCACCUUGCUCUCCACCAUUGCCUUUAGAAUCUCCACCUCUACCACCCCCCUUGCCUCCUUCACCACCACCACCACCACCACCUUCAUCUCCAUCACCACCUCCACCACCACCACCACCACUACCACUACCAUCGCUGUUGCUAUCACAACCACCUACACAAGCAGUUCCAUCUACAGGCCCACCAUCAUUACUACGUCCACCAUCAUUGCCACCUCAACCAUCAUUGCAACCUCAACCUUCAUUGCCUCCUCAAUCAUUGCCACCUCAGUCAUCACUGUCAAUGCAACUAUCAAUACCAUCUUCUUCACCACCAUUGACAUAUCGGCAAUCUGUACCUCCAGAGUACUGUAGUGACUCCCUCCAAAUUUCUGGAAGUACUCAUCCAGGACAUGUUAAUACUGCUAUGAAAAGCGAGAUGCUUCCACAACAAUCUCCUUGCUUUGUGGCAGCAGGAGAUGGCAAUACAUGUGAUCCUUCUGGCUUUAAUUCUUCAAGGCCAUUUGAAUAUGGACAUAAUGACAUGUAUUUAAAUCCUCAAGCUCAGCCCAAGCAGCAGUUCCAACCAAUUAAUGCAUCUUAUGCUCAGAGACCAUAUCCUCCUGGCCUCCCAGCAGAAACCCCACCAGGCCAUUUAUACACAAAACCAACAGUUCAGCAGCACAUGCAGCAACUGUUUCACCGUCCCUACUCGCUGCCAUCUCUUUCUAAUGUUCAGAGGCAAUAUGUUACUGAUGAAAAAUGGAGUAUGCCCUCAAGUGAUUUUAAUCCAGAUAAUCAGCAUUGUAUGUGGCUGAAUGGAGGGAGGCCUCCAUGUUCGGGACCACCUUUUACCCAGGAAGGCUACUUUCAGCCACCUGUUGAGAGGUCCUCAACAAAUAAUAUGGGUUUUCAACAUCCUGUGCACAAUCCUCUAGCAUCUGGAGCUUCAGUUCCAGUUCCUUCAGCUUCAGGUCAUGGUGUUGGCCAGAUGCUUCCAUGCAGACCAGAUGUGUCUGCCAUUACUUGUUGGAGACCAGCUUAAUUAUGAUAUUGGGGCAUCAUUAUUUUAAUUUUUUGUGAGGCGGAGGUUUGGACAAUAAUAUUAUGUAAGUUAAAAAUUCACAUCCUCUACUGCGUUAGAAGGCAGAGCUUCUGGAUUAUUUUCCAACAGCCAACAACUGCUAUAAGAUUGUUGAGAUCUGGCGGAGAUCCUUGGCAGGACUGUGUAUAUUGUAAUUUUUUCCUGACAAUUGCAUCCCGCAGACUACUGCUGUUGAGUAAGUCCAUGUUUUUGAUUCAUUUGCGUAAAAAUCGUUCUUCUGUAAUUAUACUGUUAAUACAAUAUAAAGAUAUUUAUUUCAAGGGCAGGCAAUCAUAUUUGAGUA
Messenger RNA from Nelumbo nucifera (sacred lotus), 5227 nucleotides. RefSeq names its product ENHANCER OF AG-4 protein 2-like. NCBI's taxonomy places the organism in Eukaryota, Viridiplantae, Streptophyta, Magnoliopsida, Proteales, Nelumbonaceae. The record is from RefSeq and is a predicted model, not a curated record.